This is a messenger RNA of Helianthus annuus (common sunflower), 2221 nucleotides long. RefSeq lists its product as uncharacterized. Bases 155 to 2164 code for a protein of 669 amino acids. Gene Ontology annotation, cellular component: site of double-strand break; nucleus. The record is from RefSeq and is a predicted model, not a curated record. Lineage: Eukaryota; Viridiplantae; Streptophyta; Magnoliopsida; Asterales; Asteraceae. The transcript is spliced from 16 exons. Gene Ontology annotation, biological process: double-strand break repair.
AUUUUAAUCGGUUCCCGCCUUUACGAAAACACACACAUAUACACUCGAAAUCAUCAUUCAUUCUCAAAUCUGAAUUAAUCAAACCACAGGCAUUGAAUUUGAAAUAUACGAUCGCUUGAAUCCAGAUAAGAACCCGUAGUAAAGAAGCACGAUAAUGGCAGAUGACGUAAGCAGAUGGUCCGUAACCUACACGAAGCACAAAACGCAGAAACGCAAAAUUUAUCAGGACGGAUUUCUAGAGCUUCAAUCAUCCAGUCACAAGGUUAAGCUAUAUGACGACUGUGAUAAACUUUUGGAAAGCAAGAUUGUGAAGCUUGAUGAUGCGGUCAGAUCAGGUGAGACACUAACAUUCGGUGCUUAUCUUGUUGAUAUUGGUGAUCCCCAUGGAGAAAGUGAAACUAAACCUGUUCCAAACCCGAUUCUUCAAAGAGACAAAAUUACGAUGGAUAGGAAAGCUACACCCAACAAUAGAACCAGCAUGGGUAGACUACAUGUUCGUAAAGGUUCAUCCACCAAUCUGAGUCCAUCACAGAAACUUAUUAGAGAGUUCAAGAGACGUGAGGUCAACAUAUAUAGUUCUUCACCCAGUCAUCCAGACACUGUGAAAGAUGAUUCAACAGAGUGGCAGGUCUUGUACACUACUCAAUUAACACAAAAAGCCAAGAAGUUCCAUGACGGAAUAUUGAAAGUUGCGGUUUCUGGAUUGCGCGGGAGGCAGGCGGUGCUGUAUGAUGAAACAAGGAGAGUCUUAGACAGUAGAUUCCUUAAAAGUGAGGAAAUUAUCAGUGCUGGUGAUACAAUGAGAUUUGAUGGUCAUAUAGUGGACAUCGUAGAACUAAAAGACGAUAAACCUCUCAAAAGUACAAAUGUUGAUGAAAGUAAUUGCUAUAAACAGAAUGCAGUGCAGUCAAAGAUUCAACCUGAUAUGAAAGAGUGGGACGUCAUGUACACUGCUCAAGUAACCCAAAAGGCCAAAAAGUUCCACGAUGGUGUCUUGAAACUUGCAAGUUCUGGGUUACAAGGGAGGCAGGAGGCUACUCUGUUAGCAGAAGAUGGAACAAUUUUGUCUCGCAGAUACCUUAAACUUUCAGAAGACAUCAAUAGUGGAAGUUCUUUUAACAUGACAAAUUACUUGGUGGAAGUUUGUGAACCAAGAAAACAGUCUGCAGAAAAAUGUCCAGUAAAAGCUUCUAUAACGGAAAAAGAAACACCAGAGAUUAAGAGAACUGAUGUGGAUAAUACCAAAUUAUGUAAGAGAUUCCCAGCUGGUGAUACAAUGAGAUUUGAUGGUCAUAUAGUGGACAUCAUAGAACAGAAAGACGAUAAACCUCUCAAAAGUACAAAUGUUGAUGAAAGUAAUUGCUAUAAACAGAAUGCAGUACAGUCAAAGAUUCAAACUAAUAUGAAAGAGUGGGACAUCAUGUACACUGCUCAAGUAACCCAAAAGGCUAAAAAGUUCCAGGAUGGUGUCUUGAAACUUACAGGUUCUGGAUCACAAGGGAGGCAGGAGGCUACUUUGUUAGCAGAAGACGAAACAGUUUUGUCCCACAGAUACCUUAAACUCUCAGAAGACAUCAAUAGUGGAAGUUCAUUCAACAUGACAAAUUACUUGGUGGAAGUUUGUGAACCAAGAAAACAUUCUGCAGAAAAAUGUCCAAGAAAAGUUUCUACAUCAGAAAAUGAAACACCAGAGAUUAAGAUAACUGAUGUGGAUAAUAUCAAAUUAUGUAAGAGAAUCACAGCUACCAAACCACCAUCUGACGUAAAACCGCCAAAAGGAGCUUUCUUGUUGCAAGAUACUGAAUUAAAGGUUAGAAAGCCUAUUGCAGAUGAAGUUAUAUCAACGACCAUCAGCAAAAACAAGAGUUUACGUGAUGCCAAUUCAAUUUUGUCCAUUCUUAAAAAACCCAGUACUCAAGGUGUCUGUGUAGAAAAAAUACAUUUAGAGGCUCAACAAGACUCUUGUAGUAGUAGAGCUGACAUGGCACCCUGCAAUGAGGAAACACGAGUGUCUUCAGAAGCAGUAUCUACCUCAAACCUCAAUGAGCUAGCUAAAGAAGCUAAAGAAACUAAAGAUCAAAGUAAUGCUGAGAUUUCUGGUGAUAACAACAUAAUUGACUCGAGAAAUGUUGACUUUCCAAGUUUUGAUCUUGGAAUUGACUAGGGUCAUCAUGGAUUCAUUGCGGUUUUCUCACCAUCCUCCUGGUAAAGAAAAGUGGAA